AUGGCGCUGGCCAUUUUCGACGAGUCGCUCGUCGAGCUCCCAUGCGACGUGAAUUAUGACGCUUCCAAGUGUGCAACGUCAGCCGAGCUCCUCCAGGAGUUUCUGAAACGUCAUCCGAAUGCCGCGAGCAUACAGCUCGGCGCGCAAGCUGUGCUGGGCUACUCGCACGACGGCGACGACUCCUUCCAUCGCACGCAGCUCGCCGCGUCCGGCGACGUCUUCUGCGUCUUCACCGGUCGCAUAGACAACGUCGCACAGCUGCGACGGUCGUACGGCGUCGCCGGCGGCCACGGUCACGACACGAGCGAGUCGCAGCUUGUCCUCGGGAUGUACAAGGCGCUUCGGAGUGCCCUGCUGUACGACCAGGUGUCGCAUUCUGCGGAAUCCGCGCUGGCGGAGAUGGUUGGGCCGUUUUCCACGGUGAUUUACGACAACGAAACGGGAAACGCGUUCAUUGCCGCUGACGGCGACAGCCACGUGGAGCUGCACUGGGCCAUGUGUCGCGACCGUCGCAUCGCCGUGUCGCACGACCUUGGCCUGCUGCGAGCAUGCUGCCCCACCACCUACGCGCCCUUCCCUCCAGGUAACCAUCCUCCCAGGUAUCCAUCCUCCCAGGUAACCCAUAUUCCCAAGUAG
Molecule: messenger RNA, 636 nt
Organism: Closterium sp. Yama58-4
Lineage: Eukaryota; Viridiplantae; Streptophyta; Zygnematophyceae; Desmidiales; Closteriaceae
Source: the annotation of a GenBank genome assembly